CCGCUCGCUUCUCUUCUGUUCUGUCGCCGGCGACUGUACACCCACCGACCCUACCCGAAGCGUAAUUUAUAACGCCCAUAUACCCCGCCCCGCCACAACGGUUGAUUUGACAGUACCAGUCGAUUCUUUGUCACCUACGCGCUAUCAACUUUUUUGGGGAUAACUGCCUCAAAAGAAACAGUCCGCGCAUACCAUGUCCACCAAAAAAAACCUCCCACGCAACCUUGUCGGCGCCCUCGGGGACCCCGGCAGCAUCAAAUCCGUGCCUCCCCCCAGCACAUCCUCGACCGCCGCGGCACCGUCCUCCACCGCCCCCUCCACAUCCUCGACCUCCGGCCCGGUCAUCAACGGCGUGCACCUGAUGAACGAACCCGACUCGACAAAGAUCAUCAGUGUACCCGCUAAUGAUGGACGUACGGGGGAGAGCAUCGAGCUGCAGUAUACGGGGUAUAAGGUGAUUGGGAAUGGAUCGUUUGGGGUCGUGUUUCAGGCGCAGCUGCUUCCGGGACGGGAACAGGUUGCUAUUAAGAAGGUUUUGCAGGAUAAGAGGUUUAAGAACCGCGAACUCCAAAUCAUGCGUCUCCUCGACCACCGCAACAUCUGCUCCCUCAAGGCCUUCUUCUACUCCAACGGCGACAAAAAGGACGAGCUGUUCCUUAACCUCACCUUAGAGUAUAUCCCCGAGACGAUAUACAAGGCCUCCAGACACCAUUCCAAGGCCAAGCAGACUAUGCCCAUGUUGCUUAUUAAGUUGUAUAUGUACCAGCUGUUCAGAUCGCUGGCGUAUAUCCAUUGCUUGGGGGUUUGUCAUCGUGAUAUUAAGCCUCAGAAUCUGCUCCUAGACCCACACUCAGGCGUCCUGAAGCUGUGCGAUUUCGGCUCGGCCAAGAUCCUGGUCAAGGACGAGCCGAACGUGUCGUACAUCUGCUCGAGGUAUUACCGCGCACCUGAGCUUAUUUUUGGCGCGACGGAUUAUUCUGUUAGCAUCGAUAUAUGGUCCACAGGCUGCGUAAUGGCCGAACUAAUGCUCGGCGCGCCCAUCUUCCCCGGCGAAUCGGGCGUCGACCAACUCGUAGAAAUCAUCAAAGUCCUCGGCACCCCGACCCGCGAGCAGAUCAAGAGCAUGAACCGCAACUACACCGAUUAUAAGUUUCCGCAGAUUAAGGCUAGUCCGUGGCAAAAGACCUUCCGCGCAAAACCUACCACCCCCGAAUCCCUCGACCUGAUCGCCAAGCUCCUCGAAUACACGCCCCUGAACCGCCUCACCGCCAUCGAAGCCCUCGCCCACAACUUCUUUGACGAGCUGCGUGAUCCGAACACGCGCAUGCCCAACGGGAAGGAGUUACCCCAGCUGUUUGAUUUCAGUCCCAUGGAAUUGUCGAUCCAGCCGGACUUGAACCGCGCACUGGUCCCGCCCCACGCGGAGGCCGCGCUGCGCGCCCGCGGUAUCGAGCUGGAUACGUUUGUGCCGGUGAAGAUCGAGCGGCCUACCUUGAAUGACUGAGACAAAAAA
Molecule: messenger RNA, 1513 nt
Organism: Fimicolochytrium jonesii
Lineage: Eukaryota; Fungi; Chytridiomycota; Chytridiomycetes; Spizellomycetales; Powellomycetaceae
Product: kinase-like domain-containing protein
Exons: 7
Coding region: 194-1504 (436 amino acids)
Biological process (GO): signal transduction; protein phosphorylation
Cellular component (GO): cytoplasm
Molecular function (GO): ATP binding; protein serine/threonine kinase activity; protein serine/threonine/tyrosine kinase activity
Source: RefSeq, a predicted model, not a curated record